AUAAAACAUUUCUUGGAUUUGUUGGCUGAAGUGGUUUGUGGGCGUUUUUGGAGAGUAAGGGGUAAGAGGGCCUUGGAGAGUAAUAUAGGUACUGUUGACAGUACAAAUCUCAAACAAGAUGGACCCACUCCUGGGGCCUGCUCGUUCAGAGAUGGACCAGCUGCCAUCAGAAUUGGCUGGCUCUGCCAGCUCCGGCGGCACUCAGGCGGCUGAUGGCAGUGCGCAGACUAUCCUGGACGCCUGGCUGCAGCAGCUGCAGGCAGAUCAGACUGAGGAGCCGGUGGUCGAGAGCCGGCUCGACAUCGAUAGCCUGUUCAGCAGCGAGCUCGAGUUCGAUCUUGACUUUCUCACCGAGCUGUCCAGUCUGAAAGGCGCCAGCAGCGGCGACGGCGGCGUCUCGCUGCAGGAGCUCUCGCAGGACCUGGAGCUGGGCUUCCUGUGCCCGCCAGACGCGCCGCUCGAGCCUGACCCUGUCGACCUGAGCGCCCUCGCUGGUGCCGAGCUGUUCGGGGAGCAGCCGCCAGCUCCAGCCGCCCAGCCGCAGCCGUCAGAAGCCGCUGCGGCACCGCCGGAGCCGCCCCGACCGCCUCCCGUGGCCUCCAUCUCAGUGGUGACCAACAAACAGCAGGGCAGGACGGUGAUCACCAUCAGCACACCCCGCGGCCGCCAGUCGUUCGUACUGCCCACUGCCGACCUCACGCAGGCAUCGCGAGUGCUGCGCGCCCUCCAGCAGAAGCGGCGGCGGAGUCGAGCCGCUGCUGCUGCCGCCGCUGCCGCUGCCACCACUCCUGUCCCUGAGAUUAAGACAGAGGGUGGUCUAGAAGAAGGCGAGGAGAAGUGUGCGACGCUGUCUCCAAAGGGCGCCAGGAAACGGUCAGCCGAGACGGCGCCCGGCAAGAGGAGGAAAUCACACUCAGAUUCGAAGGAUGCGGCUGAAGACGACCCUGUGAUGAGCGAGGCGAUGCGUCAUCUCGGCAUUGACCUGGCCGCCCUGGAGGCGAGUCGAGACGAAAAGACCAAGGCAAUGACGUGUCCGGAGCCCGGCUGUCAGGUGGCUACCGUGAACGUGUUCAAGCUCAAAGUCCACAUCUUGCAACACAGAAACUACAAACCCUACAAGUGCAAAGAAGAGGGCUGCAAAUGGGAGUUCUUUGAGCGAGGCAAGCUGAAUCGCCACGAGGCUACCCACACGCAGGCUUCUUUGAAGUGCGGUGAGCCUGGCUGCCCGGCGGUGUUCCGAACUCGCACUAACCUAAUGCGACAUCGACUGAGGAUACACGACCUGACCUCGCUCCCGCCGCCGCCGACACCCAACCCCGUCGCUGGCUUUACCGAUGAUGCCGAGCAUGACGAUCCACCCCCGUCGGUAGCUCUAUACAGGUGCCCCCACUGUGAGCGCGUGUUUAGAAUGGCUGCCGGGUUGAAGCGUCACCUGGAUUGGCACGAGAAGCAGUCGGAGAGCGCGUGUACGUACCCGGGCUGCGGGUUCACGGCGCCGGGACUGCAGCAGCUGCGGGCGCACGAGAGGCGUCACGCCGUCAAACAGUACCGAUGUACUCACCCGUCGUGUUCGUGGGCGUUCGAGUCUAACGCCAAGUUGAAGCGCCACCUGUCUCAGCACACGGGGCGGCGAAACUACCGCUGUCCUUAUGUGGGCUGUGAGAAGUCGUACCGACGAAUGGAGUACCUGAGCGGUCAUAUACGACUGCACCUCGGCCGAUACUACCAGUGCCCGCAGAAAGGCUGCCAGCUCCGGUUCACCCAGCAGUUCUCCCUGGCGACACACAUCCGCUCGGCGCACGACCUGACCGCUCUGGUGGCCGACUCUGCCUCGCCCGGCGCCGCGUUUGUAUCGUGCCCCAUGUGUGAGGCGCGCUUCAAGUCUGAAAUCUACCGGGAGAUUCAUUUGCAGGACGUGCACGGCACCUCCAGCUCCAAGCUCCUCCAACCCCAGUCCUCGACUAGGGAAGAGGACGAGGCGGAUAUAAGGAAGAAGAAGUCCAAGUUCAACCCGGAGAGUCUCAACUGGGUGGAUGAAGGCGAGCCGAUACGGGUAGACGGAGACCCAGACGCCGAACAGACCUACACCGUGUAUGUGCCGUUCGAGGUGGAAACCGACUCCGGACCCUCGGAGGUCCUCGUCAAGUGUGACGUCACAGAGGACGAGUGUCGCCGCCUGGGUAUUGAGCUGUCGUCAGAGACAGGCACAGGCACCGAUCAGUCGCCCGCCGCCUACGACCACGUCUUGGCAGAGACCAACACGGCCAAAGACACGGCCCGUGAGCUGCGCCGUAUGGGUGUGGGCGUGCUGUCAGCCGGCCUGCGGCGGACCGCCCAGUCGGGCUGCGCGCGGACCGAUAUCACCAGCUGCCACCUGACGGUCCGCCGGUCCCGACCCCGACCGCGCAGACCGCCCGCCGGCCGACAGCGCCGCCCUGGCGGCUACUCGCGGAUACUGGGCACGGUGGCAGAUCCGUCCGAGGCCUUUUCUCAGCCGUAUGAACCAGGUCUGCUGAGUGUUGAAACCGUGUUGGAGGAGGAGCCUUCUCUGCUUCUGUGUGACUCAGAUCUGCUAGGUUCGACCAUCAACCUGAGCGAUCUAACCUAACAAAUACUCUACCACCAUCGCAACCUCGCCUAGUGAAGACUUCAUCAUCUGCCUAAGCAAAUUUACCCAGCUCCCUGCCUGCGCCGCCACCGGUCGAUAUAACAGCUUCCGUCGGUCGAUUCUCUGACUCAGAUGAACGGCCAAUGCAUAAUUCGGUGGCUAGCUACUAGCAGCAGGGUCCAUUGGCACCCCAGUGCCAGGUGGAUCAGCCCUCCAACUGGAUGUUCCCUUGAGUACUGGCAGCUGUGGCGCGCUAGUCGCGUGGGCCAGCAUAUCCGUUGGAUGUAGAGAAAUCAAGUGGUAUUGGACUCCAUAUGAUGAUCGUCACUCGGUUAACUGUACGUGUAUUUUGUAGAAGAAAGUUUUAAGUUUUGUGAGGCGGCGCCGUGGAGGCCGUUCCAGGAACAAAGGGUAUCUCAUGUGAUAAGGGCAGGCUGGUUGAUUCCUUCCCUGGGCCUCGCUCGCCGGGCGACGGUGUCGCCCCUGGUGGCGGAAUCGGGAACCGAUGUCGGAGAUCUCGGUAUCCGGCCUACUGGGAUAUUGCCUCGCAAGAAGUGUACACAUAAUCGGCAUAUUCUAUCGUGUGAUUCACGAAUACCUGAUCUUUGAUAUGUGUUUGCUCGCUGUUAAAUAUAUGUGCAGCUGUAUUA
This is a messenger RNA of Amphibalanus amphitrite, 3258 nucleotides long. RefSeq names its product zinc finger X-linked protein ZXDB-like. The coding region runs from base 119 to 2608 and encodes 829 amino acids. Gene Ontology annotation, cellular component: nucleus. Gene Ontology annotation, biological process: regulation of transcription by RNA polymerase II. The transcript has 14 exons. Gene Ontology annotation, molecular function: transcription coregulator activity. The record is from RefSeq and is a predicted model, not a curated record. NCBI's taxonomy places the organism in Eukaryota, Metazoa, Arthropoda, Thecostraca, Balanomorpha, Balanidae.